AUGAAUCUCUACUGUCGACAGUCGUCAAACUCCCAGCUGAUGAUGUCAGACUGAUCGACAGGGUUUUGGUAUCGAUCUCAUCUCCACAUGUCUUUCUUAUAAUUGACACUCCGUCUUGACUACAUCUCUGGCAUUUCCUUCUUGCGUCUUCUAGCAAGAAGAACAGACAUCUGCAUCUAUGGCUACUCGGGCAAGUUUUAGAGGUAUAUCGCGGCGACUAUUCUCAAUGCAAUCAUCUCUCCAAGCGCAGGUCAACACGACCUCCCUCUCGGCCUUCGACGCCAACCACUCGCUCUACGACAAGUUCCGGCCGACGCACUACAAACCCGCCGUCGACGCGCUCAUUAAACACCUCGCCCUUCCCCCGGCCGCGAACGUGAUUGACCUCGGCGCAGGAACAGGCAAGUUCACCGAGCUCAUCGCCGGCCGCGGGUUCAACCUCUCCGCGGUCGAGGUCUCGGACGGCAUGCUCGCGACGUUUCGGAAAAAGCUGCCGGAUAUUCCUGCGCUCAAGGGCUCGUCCUACGACAUCCCGGUCGCAGAUCACUCUGUGGACGCGAUCUUUAUCGCGCAGGCGUUUCAUUGGUUUGCAGACUUGGAGGCGCUGGCGGAGUUCCACCGCGUGCUCAAGACGCAGGGGAAGCUGGCGCUGGUGUGGAACUUUGAUCCGAAGCCGGACAAGAGCAGCGUUUGGCAGUAUGAGGUCGCAGAGCUGUGCUGGUCGUAUGAGGAUCCUGAUGCGGCGCCUCAGUUCAGACACAUGAGGUGGAAGGAAGUAUUUGAGACCGAGAAAGCGGCAGAGUUGUUUGAGGUCCCGCUGCAGCAGGAGACGGUGUACUGGAGCUACAAGACGCGGCCGGAGGACGUGUUCCAGCUGUGGCUUACAAAGAGCUACAUCACGAACCUGCCAGAGUCGGAGCAGGCGGUGGUGAAGGCCAAGAUCGAGAAGAUCCUGAGGGAUAAAGCGACGCCGGAGCUGGACGCGGACGGGCUUCUGGACAUCAGGAUGGGGGUGUACCUUACGUGGACGGCGGCGAAGUGAAGGGUGUAGAGGUUGUAGAGAUAUACUGCAAUAAGAGAGAUAUCGGCCGCUAUGGCAAGAAACAGGAAGCUCCCCCACCAUCGAGCCGACGCGCCCACACAGUGGCAUCGGGAGCCGUCCCUCUGAUUGGCUGGGCGCACACUUCCGCGCCGCUGUUGUGGCACAAGUGCAUAAACAUCACGUGCACGGCUCAGGCAUCCCGCGGGCUGAGAACUGCGGCUCUGCGUAGGCCUCGGACCGGCAGCCCGC
Molecule: messenger RNA, 1291 nt
Organism: Myxozyma melibiosi
Lineage: Eukaryota; Fungi; Ascomycota; Lipomycetes; Lipomycetales; Lipomycetaceae
Product: S-adenosyl-L-methionine-dependent methyltransferase
Exons: 1
Coding region: 179-1042 (287 amino acids)
Molecular function (GO): S-adenosylmethionine-dependent methyltransferase activity
Source: RefSeq, a predicted model, not a curated record